ACCAAGCCUCUUUGACGGACCGUCAUAAUAGGAGGAAGAGACAUUACACGAGUUUUUUUGUAACGUAGAAGAAUUGAGGACGCCAAAGAAUUCUCUGCGAGUCAGCUUGUCAACGCGCAGAACCUUCUGGCCAGGCGCAAGGCACAUUCAUGCAAAUUUCAUAGGCGUGCCUUCGGGCGAUGGGGUCACAGGCGGAACUCCCACGAGCCUGAUAUACAAACCAGUUCGAUACAAAUGAUCAGCAGAAGUAAGCUUCGCUCGCAGUGUAGUCGGUUAAGUGGAUAUUUCAUGCGGACGAGACUGACGGAAGCGUCCGGGAAACGAAAAAGUGAAGCAUCGGAGAAGACCCACUAUUACUCCCCAAUAUCUAACUGUGCUGCAGUCAGACGCCUGCAAUCCGCAACACCUCAGCAAGUUUAGUAAGGCAACGACAUUUGCAUCGAUGUAAUUGAUUUUUUUAUCUGCGACAUCACGGACGCACGAAGCAACACAUUUAUCAGGCUUCUGGCUACCAAUGCAGAAAACUAAAACAGGUUAAUACUCAGAUUACCACGAUUACAAAGAAGACAUAUCCAACCUUUUUGCCAUUUUUAAACAACGCUUUACGAUGGCUGACGACGAUAUUAGUUUAGAGAAUAGCGAUGCGACUGGCAGUAGUUGCAAUUUUAGUGUUCUAAGCUGGGAGCAAGUGCAGCGUCUGGACAGCAUCCUAACGGAGACCAUACCCAUCCAUGGUCGGGGAAACUUUCCUACUCUGGAGAUGAAGCCCCGCCAAAUCGUCAAAGUGGUUCGCAGUCGCAUGGAAGAGCGAAACAUACAUGUACGAGAUGUGCGUCUAAACGGCUCCGCAGCGAGUCAUGUUCUGCACGAAGACACCGGACUCGGAUACAAGGACUUGGAUCUCAUAUUUUGUGCUGACCUGAAAAGCGAGACGGAAUUUCAAAUGGUCAAGGAUAUUGUUUUGGACUGUCUACUUGAUUUCUUACCGGUUGGAGUGAACAAGGAGAAAAUUACUCCAUUGACCUUAAAGGAGGCGUAUGUACAGAAGAUGGUGAAGGUGUGCAAUGACUCGGACCGGUGGAGCCUCAUCUCACUGUCCAACAACCGUGGCAAAAAUGUGGAGCUGAAGUUUGUGGACUCACUGAGGCGGCAGUUUGAGUUCAGCGUGGACUCCUUCCAGAUCAAGCUCGACUCCCUGCUGCUGUUCUACGAGUGCUCCGAGAACCCCAUGACCCAAACGUUCCACCCCACCAUCAUCGGCGAGAGCGUCUACGGCGACUUCAGCGCCGCGCUGGAGCACCUGCGCCACCAGCUGAUCUGCACGCGGAACCCCGAGGAGAUCCGCGGCGGCGGCCUGCUCAAGUACUGCCACCUGCUGGUGCGCGGCUUCCGUGCCGCCUCCGAGUCCGAGAUGAAGUCGCUGCAGCGCUACAUGUGCUCGCGCUUCUUCAUCGACUUCUCGGACAUCGGCGAGCAGCAGCGCAAGCUGGAGUCCUACCUGCAGAACCACUUCGUGGGCCUGGAGGACCGCAAGUACGACUACCUGAUGACCCUGUACGGGGUGGUCAACGAGAGCACCGUGUGCCUGAUGGGCCACGAGAGGCGGCAGACUCUGGGCCUCAUCGCCAUGCUGGCAGUGCGCGUGCUAGGCGAGCAGAACGUCAUCCCGAACGUGGCCAACGUCACCUGCUACUACCAGCCGGCGCCCUACGUGGCAGACGCCAACUUCAGCAACUAUUACAUCGCCCAGGUGCAGCCCAUGUUCCCGUGCCAGCAGCACGCCUACUCUACCUGGCUGCCGUGUAACUGAGGCGUAUGCUGACAGACUGAGAGAGGAAAAAACUAGAGAGGCAGAGAGAAAAGCGUUUGUUCGGACAGGAGCUGGGUGAUUGGCCCGAGUCUGUCCUGUGUUUUGUUUUCAGUUGAAAUCAGCUAGAGAAAGAAAGGAAAAAAAAAAAAAAGGUUUGUGUCUCUCUUUGUUCCCGGCCUGACACCCAGGCCCCCGCGCUUUCCGUGUGUAUCACAGCUUGAACGUGACGGAUCGGGCUUGUUUGGUCUCCAGCUCCUGUGAGGUCCCCCUUCCCCCCACCACCUCCUCCUCCCCUGGCUCAGUGCAUGGUGCUUCUCUGUUGGUGAGACCGUUACUACGGCGACCUCUCUUCAAACAGAACCUGGGGUGGGCCGUGUGUUGUUGCCCCUGCUCUCUCCGCGCAUGCAGUGCGGGCCAGGGUACCUCUUGCCUGAGGUCAACCGAGUUCUUUUAGCUAAGAACACUAGCAGCUGUUUCCACGCCUGCCACUGUAGAGCCUGACCCAGGAUCAGGUGAGUCUCCUACGUAUCUUGAGAGAAGAAUAAUUCAAAAAGAAAAAAAGAAUUUGUGUGAAUUGAGAACAUGAAAGAUGUGGCGAGUCUGAUGGACUAAAAAGGGAACGCUUCCGAGGCACCGUGGCUUUUUUGUGUGAAGGCUGCCUCGCAGACUGCAUGUGUGAAGCCGCCUUGCUUUCUGUAGAAUGUGUGCUAGGUGAGUCAGGCUGAGGGCUCACAAAAGCAGGGGUAGAGCACAAAACCUGAGCCCCCCAUGCCUUUUCAACCCCCCUUUGAUACAGCUACAGGGGUCUUAGUCAACCAUAGUGAUGUGACUGUCACUGACUCCACAAGAAACACAUCCAAAUGGACAUGGCUUAUACACCAAAGAUUUGACAAAUAUUUUUCCUUGUUUUUUUUUUUUUUUUUUUAAAGAGACCUACAUUUUAGGGAGGAAAACAACAUAAUUAUCAAUGUCUAUAUUUGUAUAUGUGACCAUAUCUUCUAAGUGCCUGAAGCCUUGUUUGGUGAAUGACAUGAAAUAGACUUUUGUUUUUAUUUUUGGGACUUAACCCUGUCUGUUUUAUGAUCAACCCCACAACACAUUGAUAGUUUGUGAACAUUGUGAAAGAAUGUAAUGCCUGGAACAGUCCAGCAGUUUUUUCUGAUUUGUGCAGCCCGUGCAUAUGGGUAGAUGUAUAUUUUUUGCAAGACAAGUGGGGCUCUGUCCAGUGUAGGCACCUUAGAGAAGCGAUGAGAUUAAGAUGUUUAUUGCCAUGCCCCAGGACGUUUCAGGACCGCAGCGAUCUGAGAGAGAAACGCUGAAACCCCUUAGUGUUAGCAGCUCAUUAAUUUAUUCUCUAAUCAGCACAUCUCGUGUCACUUCAAGCAGUUUGCACUGACAAAACCUAUACAUCACUCGAGUUCUAUUUCUGUAAGACAGCAGUGAAUUACAGGAAUUGGUGGACAGCAAAGUGAAAAAUCUUGGGCCAUUCACUACCGAACCGAAAGCAGUGAUGUGUGUGUGAAUGUGUGUGUGUGUGUGUGUGUGUGUGUGUGUCUGUGAGUGUGUGUGUGUGUAUGUUUGGAGGGGUUGGCAUUGUCGCGAUAUUUGCUGAGGCACUGGGAGCGGACGAGAUUCUGUUUACUGUAGCAGCCAUGCAGGGAAUUUGGCAGCUUUAGCUGAAGCGGUUGGACUAAGACGGGCUGUGUUUGAGCGCACUCUCUCUCACGCUCUGAACAGGGUCCAACACAGCCAUGCCACGCUGACCCCACGUUGACCUGUCGCUGGUCGAAUACCGCCCAGCCGUCCGAUAGACUUCACGACAGAGAGAGACGAUCAGAGAGCCCUGAAGUGGAAGAGAAGAAGUGAGGGAUUGAUCCAGAAAACGAAAGAGGGAGACAAAGGACGAAGGAAAGGGAGGGCUUGGUGAGAUGGGCUCAACUGGUGAAGGGGUUUGUCCCGCAAGCGAAAAUAUUUUCUCUGCAAAAAGGCCUCAAUCAGAACCACAGAGUUACCAAACUUGGAGGAAAGGAAAGAUAUAUACAUAUAUAUAUAUAUAUACAGUAUAUACACAGAGAGGGAGAGGCAAGCAAAAGGGACGCGCAGUAAUCUUUCCCUUUGUGGUGAAUUUAGGAGAAAAAAAUUAGGUGCUCAAGUCCAGUCCUGCUCCACCUUUGGAUGAUGCUUUGAUGAAGUGUUCUACUUGCUCACCUACUUCCUCGUGUCCCAGUGCAGACAGUCCUGCUAAUGUCUCUUACUGCCCUCUUGAUUAGGAGAUAAUUACCCCGUGGUUGUGCUGUGAGCUCAUGGGUAAUGACUCAUAGGCUAAACUAAUGCCUCAUGUCAUUUUUUAACAUAGCAUCCCCCGGGUUAAAUGCUACACGACUAAUUAAAGUUAAUUUAUGCUGUUCGUGUGCAGCAGUUGAUCCUCGCUUUCAAAUGUAUGGUACUUUUAUUUUCCUUCGUUGUUUACACUCAGAUGCAUGUUUGUAAUGUUUUCACUGUGCAGAGCCAGGUUUUCAGAAGCAGUGUGUGUGUGUGUGUGUGUGUGUGUGUGUGUGUGUGUGUGUGUGUGUGUGUGUGUGUGUGUGUGUGUGUGUGUGUGUGUGUGUGUGUGUGUGUGUGUGUGUGUGUGUGUGUGUGUGUGUGUGUGUGUGUGUGUGUGUGUGUGUGUGUGUGUGUGUGUGUGUGUGUGUGUGUGUGGUGGGGAGCGUGGGGUUGUUCCAGGCAGGCCCGUUUGGCCUUGGAGCUCUCUGCUCAGAGCAGCUGAUCCCAUCUCAGCGCAACUCUCCUCCUCUCAGCUCUGCUGAACACACCAUUCUCCACUCUGUGUUGGUCCGUUUGGUCUGUGCCGAAUCAACUCGCUACAGUUUACCAGAGAUGGGUCUCAUUUACAGUGUAGUUCAUAUAUCUAUAUAUUAAGACCAUUUUACACUCUGAUUCUUGUGAUGUCAGUGCUUAUUUUUUCUCUGAUUCCUGGUCACCAGUGUUCAGCCUGAUUAAUCUUCAUAUUUCACUCAUUUCCGUUUUCUUUUGUGUUUGCUUGUUUUUGUACAUGUAACGGUAACCUGUGGAUUGUGGGGAAACGAGAGCGCACCCUAAGCCCUUUGUGAGGUGAUAAAGGUGGAUGAGCAUCGCUAGACCAGUGCUCAGGUCUUAGCGAUCAGUGAGGAGUGUUGCACAUAGUUCUCAUUUACUGUUGAAAAAAAAAGGUUGACAAAUUUAUGAAAGCUUUGUGUUUUUUAAAAAGAAAAUGAUUAUUUUUUAUAACUGUAUCUGAUGCUUUAAAUAAAUGUUGCUUUUUGAAAA
Molecule: messenger RNA, 5116 nt
Organism: Sardina pilchardus (European sardine)
Lineage: Eukaryota; Metazoa; Chordata; Actinopteri; Clupeiformes; Clupeidae
Gene: tent5aa
Product: terminal nucleotidyltransferase 5Aa
Exons: 2
Coding region: 608-1810 (400 amino acids)
Biological process (GO): mRNA stabilization
Molecular function (GO): poly(A) RNA polymerase activity; RNA binding
Source: RefSeq, a predicted model, not a curated record